GUGCGCGCGUGUGUGUGCGCAGCGCGUGUGUGCGUGUGCGCGCGUCUACAGGUAGCAGCGGCGGCGGGGACCCGAGCAGGGGACGCUUCGGCAGCUACCUCCCGCCUGUGAUUUUUCGGAGGCGAUUGCUCACUUAGCUGACGGAUCUGUAGCCCCGGGAGAUCUCGUCCUCUCCAUUUCCACGCUGUUUAGGCGUCUUCCGUUUCAAGUGUGUGUUUGGGGUAUUUUUUUUUUUUCUUUUAGAUGUUUUUCGUCUCCCACUAAAUCUUCUCGGGAAUACUGCAUAUCGAAGCAGGUGGUUCCUGGUACGAAAUCUUUGGAUACAUUUUAUUUGCCAAGUUUUGCUUCUCCCUAUCCCCUCCCGCUUUGAGAGGCAUCCUUGGUGCUUUUCUUUCGGAUUUACAUGCAGAAAACGUAUCUAUGUUUAUAUGCCGACCGGAUAAUUUAUAAGUACGUACAUAUACGCGUGCCCAAGCACCUGGCUUUCGUCUCCUUCCCGACCAGGAGGAAUGUUUUGGAGCCCAUGGAUAAGGAGCACAGUAUUAACAUUCUUCUAAGGCUGUUUUUCAAAAAGGGGAGGGAGCGUGAAGAAUUGUUUAACAUUCGGCCGCCGUUUGGCUGCACACUAAGCACCACGAAGUAUUUAUGGUUGCAGAUCAGGUGCAAACGGGGCUUACAGAGAAAGGUAAGGGAGCUUCCUGCGUCCACCCGUCCCGACGUUUAUCUUAAUUCCCGGGAUUACCGAAAACUUCCUUCCUACUCCUUGCCUGACCCUGGCCUCCCCCAGCUCCCCCACCCCUGCCCGCGGUCUCUCCGGUUCGCUUAACCCUUGUCCAGUUCCUUUGGGCUGAGAAUGGUAGUGGUGGCGUCGACAGUACUGGAGGUGGAAUCGUCUGUUUGAGUUUAAAUGCGUCUCUCUUUUUUUCCCCUUUGAGUAACUGAGUUUUCCAAUCCCCCUUUUUAGCAGUCUCAAGAAAUGUUAUUUUGUCCUUAAAAAAAAAACAACCCGUUACGUAGAUAACUGCUUUAACCAUGUAUUGGUGCCAACUCCUCACCGGUGUCCUCUGGAAAAAUAAUAAAAGCAAUAAAAAUGAUGAACUUUAAUGAGCUGGGUGGUUUCUUCAGUACUGAGGGACAUGGAACCUCUCAAAUGAUUCUUUUCAUUAAAAAAAAAGAAAAAAAGAAAAAAGAAAAAAGAAAGAAAAACCGGGGAAAAAAACCCAAAUCAAUACCACGGGAGGAGGCCACAGUGAAGAAAAUUCGGCUUCCAUUUCUGCAUAAAGCAAUUCAUUUCACUUGGAGGGUAAUUCGCCAGAGUUUCGAGAGAUGAAGCGAAGUCUCCCGUGGGAGAACCUACAGCACUUAAUUCCUGCUCAAAUGCAUCCUUUUCCUCUACGACGAGUGAGUCCUUGUUUAUCUCCCCAUCCAGGGGCACAUUUUCUGAGCUCAUCUCUUCGGAGAGAGGUGCGAUCUUCCUCUCGGGGUUUCUUCUCUCCACCCAGCCUCCCUCCUUCCCCGCUGGGCUCCUCCAGCCCCGGCAGUUUGUAAACUGCCCGCUGUGCCACCCCUCCCGGUAGGCGUUCUCGCUGCUGCUCUCCACUCCGACCCCCGCUGUCCUUUCUUCAUUGGCGCUUUCGGAGCAGAUGCAUCUUUUUUCCUUGGGCUCCCUCUCCCGCCUCCUCCCCUCCCCACACGCCCCGCGGCUCCCCACCUGCCCUGCUCCCCUGGCUGCUGCCCACCCUCAAUUCCCGUCCCAGCCUGCAGGCCGGCGGGGGGCGCAGAGUCUGGGGGCCCAGGACCCCGCCGCCGGAGCCGAGCCGGUGCCCGGAGACCCGGCGGGAAGGGCGAGCCGGAGCGGGGCUCGAGGCCGGAGCCCGUCGGAGCCAGGGAGACCCGGAGAGCGGAGGGAAAGAGUGGAGUGCCAGGCGCGCGCUGGCCGGGCCCGGCGGACGGGUGCAGUGGUUUCCAAAUCCUUAGAGCGGCGCCCCGUCACUGUCACUGCAGCUUUUCACCCUAGAGCUGUGCCCUGGGACCGGAGACCCCGAGCUGGGAGAUCGUCUGAGAGGUAUCCUAGAAAGAAAGAACAGAUUACUAGCGUGCGGGGAGGGCUUCCUGGCAAAACGCGAGGCUGAGCAGAUGGAGGAACAAUGCCGCCUCCAGAAGCGAAGCCUCGCCUGAGCCCUUGAGAGCGCGGAGCAGCCGCGGCCAGCCUCCUGCUCUCUCCCCAGGCCCUCCGGCUCCAUCUCGGGUGGCUUCCGCCUCGUAGUUUGACAGAAAUAAGAAAGUUGCUCUUCUUCUCCACAACGUCUCCUGCGAGGUGCUUUUCAGAUCCGCGUGGUUCCAGUCAAGAUGUCACUUUUAGAUCCCCCGCGUUGAGCAACUAAUACAUUAUGCAGUAUUGGGCAAUAAACUCUCCCGGGAAGAGAAGGUAGUCCAAACAUUUAAACUGCUCUCCACUGACUCCUGUCUGCCUCAGGACAAUGCCUUGAUAUAGACCCGCAGCUAACUGGAUUUGAUUUAUAAGAAGGAAAUCUACAGUCAAUGGCCACUCUGCCACAUUGCUACUAUGGAAAACAGAAUGGUCAAUAGGACAUAGUCUGAUAAACACUGAUGAUUGAAAAUGCUGCUUCAAUACGUGUGAAAUCAAUGGGAGAUGCUUGCUGCAUGAAGAGCUUUCUGAGCUUUUCUCCAGAAGUUCACCUUUGAAAAAUUGGAGGCAUAACUAGCAAUAUCCAGUCUUUCUCAAGUGGAUAUAAAUACAUUUGCCUCACUGAAACCGGACAACUAGACAACUAAUGUGGGACCAUGGCACUUGCCAGAUGCAUGUGGCCAAAUUAUGUUUGGAGAGCAGUGAUGGCAUGUUUGGUACACAAGGGAUUGGGUGCCUCGUUGACUCUCUGUAUGUUGGGAAGUUUGCUUCAGGCUGCCCACGUGCUUUCAGAAAAAUUGGAUGAUGUGGAUCCACUGGUGACUACCAACUUUGGCAAGAUAAGAGGGCUUAAGAAAGAACUCAAUAAUGAAAUUUUGGGGCCUGUUAUUCAGUUUCUUGGGGUUCCAUACGCAGCUCCACCAACCGGAGAACAUCGUUUUCAGCCUCCAGAGCCACCAUCUCCGUGGUCAGAUAUCAGGAAUGCCACUCAGUUUGCUCCUGUGUGUCCCCAGAAUAUUAUUGAUGGCAGAUUGCCAGAAGUCAUGCUUCCUGUGUGGUUUACUAAUAACUUGGAUGUAGUUUCAUCAUAUGUGCAAGACCAGAGUGAAGACUGCCUGUAUUUAAACAUAUAUGUCCCAACCGAGGAUGAUAUCCGGGACAGUGGAGGCCCCAAACCAGUGAUGGUAUAUAUCCAUGGUGGCUCAUACAUGGAAGGCACUGGAAAUUUAUAUGAUGGGAGUGUCCUGGCAAGCUAUGGCAAUGUGAUUGUCAUCACGGUCAACUAUCGACUGGGGGUACUAGGUUUCUUGAGUACAGGGGACCAGGCUGCAAAAGGAAACUAUGGACUUCUUGAUCUCAUACAGGCUUUAAGAUGGACUAGUGAAAACAUUGGAUUCUUUGGUGGUGACCCCUUGAGAAUCACUGUUUUUGGAUCAGGCGCUGGGGGUUCAUGUGUCAAUCUGCUGACUUUAUCCCAUUAUUCUGAAGGUAACCGUUGGAGCAAUUCAACCAAAGGACUUUUCCAACGAGCAAUAGCUCAAAGUGGAACAGCCCUUUCCAGCUGGGCUGUUAGUUUCCAGCCUGCAAAAUAUGCUAGAAUGUUGGCCACAAAAGUUGGCUGCAAUGUUUCAGAUACAGUAGAGUUAGUGGAAUGCCUCCAGAAGAAGCCUUACAAGGAACUUGUUGAUCAAGAUAUUCAACCAGCCCGAUACCACAUAGCCUUUGGACCUGUGAUUGAUGGUGAUGUAAUACCAGAUGAUCCUCAGAUAUUGAUGGAACAAGGAGAGUUUCUCAAUUAUGAUAUAAUGUUAGGAGUUAACCAAGGGGAAGGGUUAAAAUUUGUUGAAAAUAUAGUAGAUAGUGAUGAUGGUAUAUCUGCUAGUGAUUUUGACUUUGCUGUUUCCAAUUUUGUUGAUAAUUUAUAUGGAUAUCCAGAAGGCAAAGACGUUUUGAGAGAAACCAUUAAAUUCAUGUAUACCGAUUGGGCUGACCGGCAUAACCCUGAAACCAGAAGGAAGACAUUACUGGCUUUGUUUACGGACCAUCAGUGGGUGGCACCAGCUGUAGCCACGGCAGAUCUUCACUCAAACUUUGGUUCACCCACAUACUUCUAUGCUUUUUACCAUCAUUGCCAAACAGAUCAGGUUCCAGCUUGGGCUGAUGCAGCCCAUGGAGAUGAGGUUCCGUAUGUACUAGGAAUACCCAUGAUUGGUCCUACAGAGUUAUUUCCUUGCAAUUUCUCCAAAAAUGAUGUGAUGCUGAGUGCAGUUGUAAUGACUUACUGGACAAAUUUUGCUAAAACUGGUGACCCAAAUCAACCAGUUCCUCAAGAUACAAAAUUCAUCCAUACUAAACCCAAUCGCUUUGAAGAAGUAGCAUGGACCAGAUACUCCCAGAAAGACCAACUUUAUCUCCAUAUUGGAUUAAAACCAAGGGUUAAAGAGCAUUACAGAGCCAAUAAGGUGAACCUCUGGUUGGAGCUGGUACCUCAUCUGCAUAAUCUCAAUGACAUUUCUCAGUAUACCUCGACAACAACUAAAGUGCCAUCGACUGACAUCACUCUCAGACCUACAAGAAAAAAUUCUGUACCUGUCACAUCCGCCUUUCCCACGGCCAAGCAAGAUGAUCCCAAACAACAACCAAGUCCCUUUUCAGUGGAUCAAAGGGACUACUCCACAGAGCUCAGUGUCACUAUUGCAGUCGGAGCAUCACUGCUCUUUCUGAACAUCUUGGCCUUUGCAGCCCUGUACUACAAAAAGGAUAAGAGGAGACAUGAUGUUCACCGAAGGUGCAGCCCUCAGCGCACGACUACCAAUGACCUGACCCAUGCCCAGGAAGAGGAAAUUAUGUCUCUCCAAAUGAAGCACACUGAUUUGGAUCAUGAAUGUGAGUCCAUCCAUCCACAUGAGGUGGUUCUUCGGACCGCCUGCCCCCCAGAUUACACACUAGCUAUGAGAAGAUCACCUGAUGAUGUUCCCUUAAUGACACCCAACACCAUUACGAUGAUUCCCAACACUAUACCAGGGAUUCAGCCCUUACACACAUUCAAUACAUUUACUGGAGGACAGAACAAUACUCUGCCCCACCCCCAUCCCCACCCCCAUUCACAUUCAACAACCAGGGUAUAGCCAGAUAAGAGAAACAAACUAUUUUUUUGAUGGAUUACAGUAAAAGAUUACUGAAGAUUCCUUGGCUUUCAACCUACAAGACUCUCGCUAUUUAAAUAAGGAGGAAUAUUAUGUGAAUAUACAUAUCAAGAACUUUGGGGGUUUUGAAAAUAUGAAUUGUACAUAUAUACACAAAUCAACUUUAAAAACAAAUUGCAAUUGCUUGAAGCAAUUGUUCUGAAUGAUACUUUUUCAUUCACAUUCAAGAAUUAAUUUUUUGAAGAUUUAAGUUACAUAAUGGAAUUAGGCAUGUGGAACACCAAACAGGAAAGAACUAUGUCUGAAAUAUAAAAAAUAAAAAUUAAAAAACAACUAUGAAUAUGCACAAGGGACACACCAAUGGAAUAUCAGAUAAUUUUCACCAGUUUUUAUUUGGAGCCGUUUUAUUGUGUAGACCAUAUUUACAUAUUUGGAUAAGUACACAAAGCACCAAUGCUGUUAAUGGCCUUAGCAGAGGCUCAUGCUGAAAUCUGCCAGUAAAACAAAGAAGUUUAAAGACUGGCAGGUACAACAUUAUCACAUAAGUGCUGUCAGUAUAAAGUUGUUGGGAUAAAGGAAACUGGAUAUUUUUAGCACGAUGUGCAUGAUAAUUUAUAUGCUUGGUGGCUGUGCUGCUGAUUAAGCCGUAAUUAAAAUUCUUCUCAUCUCAUUGGAGUUUUUAAUAGAAGCUUCCUCCAUCAAUUGGCAGAACCUAAAGAAGAUUUUAAGGGGCAAAAGUAAUUACAGUAAAAUAAGUCACAAUAGUGUCAAUAAUAGAAGGGAUUAGUUAUUAAAGGUAUUUGAAGAAACUAUAGGUAUAGUGAUGAUACUCGCUGAUAUGAAUCCAAAAAAAAUUUCCUGUGUUUUAAUGUUCUUUUCAUUCUCAUCUAAAUCAUUUAUAGAAAUAUAACCCUAAUUGGACAUGCGUUACAGGAUCUAUAAUUUGCUGUGGAUUUUGUUACUCUGUAUUUUGUUCCUUUUGGCAAGGUGAAGUGUGUCCAAAGCGUUACUUGCAACAGUCUUUUAUGAUAUGAGGGUACCCCAAUGUUAUCACUCUGAUCACAGUUCUCAGUUAAUUGAUUUACUCAUGUUGCAUGACAAAAUGUUUAAUAAUAAUAAUUCGGUGUAAAGUUAUGUCCCACUUCACAUCACUUAACUUUCUCACUGAGGUUCAUUCACUAGAAUUUACUCACACAAUCUCAGUAGAGUACAACAUAGAAACAGAACCUAGGAAAGUCGACACCUGGAAGAUUUUAGUCUUACACGUAUGUGUGAUUUUAAAUGAAUUUCUAAGAUCACAGGAAACUCAUCUCCCUGUUGUUUACCAAUAAUAUGAGUAUAUCACAGACCUUUCCAAAUGUUUAUAUAUGUAAUCAGAUGUACAUUUAUAUUAAAAAAAAGAGAUGGACUUAAAGAGCACAUCCUGACAAAUACUUUCUCUCUUACCUGUACUAUAUUUCUAUUAGACUAAAGUUAUGUGAUUUUUUUUUACAUUUUUUCAGAUGACUAGCAAUUUUGAUAGUUUGUAAGAUAAUGCAAAGAACUUUCUCUGACAAACUAACUGCAGUAACAGAAACCUUUCUUUUCAGUUACUCUUUUUCAAGAAUGAAAGCUUAUUAUACAAAAGAAAAAUAUUGUAUACUACUUGAUGGAAACAACUUUGUACAUCUUGGCCAUGUCACUGGUCAUUGCGUGAAAUAAAGAUAAUCUGGAUAAUGACUAUUAGUCAAAUGCUAAGAGACAUGAUCUUUGCUCAUUAAAGAGCUAAAAUGUUUAUUGCUGUUUUGUCUUUUUUUUAAAUCAAAUACAAAAACAAAAGGAACAUGACUGUCUCAAAGAAUCAUUUCUGUAGACCUGUCCGGUUUUUGAAGACAUGCAAGUGACUUCUACAGAAAACACAACUAUGUGUUUAAAGGCAAGUCUUAGCAAAGAUGAAACAUGUGAAGGUUUGAUGUGAUAAAUUUCUAAGCUUCGGGAACUGAUGAAAAAUACUAGCUUUGUAUUUUUAAGUACCCCUUGUGUGAAGGUGUUGUAGAAGGAAAGUGUAAUUGUUUAGAAACACAGGUUCAGUUAGAAACACAGGUUCCAUUUUUUGAUCAUCAGGGGAAAGGUCUAUUGGAAAUAAAUAUGUGAUAUUGCAUUACAUAAAAAUUUCUAGGUUUAUAAUGCAAAGAUAAUUAAACUAUCAUAAAGUAAUAGAUAAAAGAUUAUCCUAAGAAAAAUUUUAAAGUGCUGAGCAAGGCAUUAAACUGACACUAGAAGAUAAAAAAAUUAUUUCAAGGAAUUUAUUUGAUUAUAAUUUCUCCUCCCAAUUAUUAACUAUCAGUAAAAUAUAGAUAUUGCUCCAUAAUUUCAAAUAAAAAUCUGUUAGAAGCAAAAAAGUCUUCAAAAUCCAGAGUGGUCUGUAUUUAAUUUUUGCCUGGUGUGGUUAUGUUUUUAGAAUGUGAACUGCCAAUGUAUACCAAUAAAAAGAAAUGUUUAGCAUCUGAAAUACUGUUUAAUCAGAAAACUUUUACUAUAUUAAUUAAACAAAAGGUAAAAACAGAAAGAGAAGUGCCAACUAAAUAAGAUGUGAAUGAAUACUUUCAUAUGCAUUGCUUCACUUGACAAAACCAAGCAUUCAAUUGUGUUUUAUUGAUGGCCAUAUUUCUGUCUACAUACUUACUGCUCUACGUUUAUCGAUCAAUCAAUCUACCUGCGUAUAACAUAUCUGACAUCUACUUUACAUUAAUUUAGGAAAAUGACUUAGGAAAACAAAGCAUAACCCCCUCUUUUCUCUAAAUUAAGAUAGCAUCUAUAGAAGAUAAAACAGCCAAGUUUUAUUGUUAUUUUCAAGUCAUGUGAUAAACUCAUUGUGAAUGAGUGUUAGCUGUUAGUUUUAUAAUUAUACCUUCUGGUUUUCUGAAUGUAAACUGAUGUCCCAUGGUCAGCAGAAUAUUAAGAACUUUGUUUUGAAAUUUUAUUUUUUUAUUAGUAGAUGUUUGCAGUAAAUAUGAUUAAAUUUUUCAUGGAGAGUUGGUACAUGUACUGUUUUUAAAGCUGAAACUUAAUUUUCAAAUGCAAGAAAAAUCUUGAACAUUGUUAUUUAAUUUUAAGCAAUAUGUUGAAAAGUGUAUUCAUUUAGAUGAUGAUUUGCUUUAGGAUGAAAAGUAAGUACCAAAAUUAAAAUUCUAUUUUGGCAUUAUACAUUGGUUCAGAUCUUCCUGCCUUGCAUUAAAUUAUAACCAGGCAAGGGUGCUUAGAAUUACUAUGACUAAGCCAAAAUGAUCUCUAUUUCAUUGAUUUACUCUUAUGCAAAGUUUUUCCAAAUAUUUAUCAAAAGAUUAACAUUGUAUUAGAGUAUGAGAUAAGAGAUAUUAAGGUGACAGUUUUAAUACUUUCAAAUUUUUACUGAAAAUGUGAACUGUGAAAAUAUCUACUGCAGGCAUUUAUCAAAUUUCAUCAACUUUUAUGCAAAUUGGAACAAAAUUUGCUAAAACAUUACAAAUGCUCAAUUUAGGUGUAUCUCAGCUCAAAACAGAAAAAUCUGAGUAUAGAUUAUACCAAUCUUAAAAGCUGGUUAAAAAUAUGAUUUAAUUCAGAUUUCUUGAUCUGUUCAACAUGAAAUCUGCAAAAAUAUUUUUUAAAACUUUCACCAUAUGUAACACUAAGUAGGAAAAGAUGGUGGCAGUAAUUUCAUCACAGAAAUUAAAAGCCAAAACCCAAUUAUUAUUGCUAUAAUAUAUACUGCAACAACAGUUAUUUCACCUGUUGGCAUACUCAUACUGACACACAUAUUAAUCACAGCAAGAAUAUAAAGAAUGUAGUAAACGUGUUCUGGCUUUAAAGACACCACUACAUAGAAAUUACUGGGAUUCUUUGCUGAGUUUCACUGAAAUAUUUUCACAGGACAAAAUGACAAAUGGAAUUCUUAGGAAGCUGUCAAACAUCAUGGCAGUCCUUCGAUGUUAGUAAUUUUGUUUUCCACUGUGUUAUUGGUUCACAGUACUGGCCUUUUCCCUCAUUUCUAGUAAUUAGUUGUUAUAGACUAUCACUUUUUACUGUGAGUGAAAAUUAGAUAAUUUGUUAUACUUGUGAAAACAUGUUCCCAAAUAAAUUCAAUUAAUGGGCACUUCCCUGCUGAGAUUUUGUUAUCAUUCAUUUAAUUAUCUUACCAAGCUUUACUGUUACAGCAAUUACUUUAUCUUUUUAGUCAAUAAACUAAGGGAAUGUCUCCAAUAGCCUUAUACCUCUCCUGCACUUGAUAUGUUAACAACACUCGCUUCAGAGUUCCAUCAGAAGCCACUAAAGAAAUUUCCUACUGAUGUGAAACAUUUGGUUGGCCGACUAGAUUCUUUUUCAUAAGCAUUGUAAUUUGCUUUUAAUCUGGCACUUUACCGUAUUUAUAUGCAAGCCAGAAAGCAACUCCAUUCAGUCAGAGUUGUGGAGAAUACAGAUUGGAAUGACCAUGUGCAGGGCUUAAGUGCCUUUUCCUUCUGGAAUUUUGUUUAUAAAACUUAAUUCUUUUUAAUUUUCAGGUUUGGAUAAAUUGAUUUAAAAGAUAAAAUAGAAUGACUAUGUUAUCAAUUGCCAAUAAGACAUUUUUAUUUUGAAAUACUUGCUUUGAAUUUAAUUUUAAUAUGAUAUCAAAUGGAUUCAAAUGACUCUUUGAAAGAAUAAAGUCAAUUUUUAGAAAAUGAUAAUUAUUUAGCUAUCUGAUUUGAUGGUUCUUAUGAAAAAAAUUUAUAUCUCUAACAAACUCAAAUUUUUCCAAAUGAGUAAAUUUUAUUUAGAAGUCUAAAGUUAUUAGGAACAAGCAUUAAAACAUACACACACACACACACACAUAUAUAUAUAUAUAUAUAUAUAUAUAUAUAUGUAUGUAUGUUUUUUUCGGUCACACAUUAUAUGCUAUGUGGUAUACAGACAACCUUAUAUACUAUGUGGUUUGUAUAAUAUUUAUGAAGGCCCAUUCAGAUUUAUAUAUUUACAAAUAUUAUAUAUCUUCCUAAAUAUGUACUAAUGUGACAGAAUUUAGUUCUGCAUGGAAAGUCAAACCAAACUACUAGCAAUUUUGUUGGCACAAAAAAUGAAAGCUUUAAAUAAAGGUAUAAAGGUACGGUAACAAAAUCUCAGCAGCUGAAGUUAAAACAAAGGGACCAUUUUUGAAUGCCAUUUUCAGAGUUGAUAUCUAUAGUAGACAGUGUUUGAAAGGGUUUUAGUGUUUUUGAUUCAUCCUUUCACUGCACUCAUAUCCUUUAGCAAAUUAAUGGGACAAAUAUCCUGGUUUUGUCAAAAAGGCCAUUGGGUUGUCACUAUUCAAUUUGUGUUUGGACAUCGAUGACUUUAAUUAAAAUGCAUUUAUUGCCAUGAAUAAAUAUUACCAUGUUUUC
This is a messenger RNA of Heterocephalus glaber (naked mole-rat), 10667 nucleotides long. Lineage: Eukaryota; Metazoa; Chordata; Mammalia; Rodentia; Bathyergidae. The record is from RefSeq and is a predicted model, not a curated record.